UUUUCAUAUAAGAAAAUGCCUUCAUGGUGGGACUAUUUGCAAUUUAAUCGACAGUAUCAUAACAAGCGAAACUUAGAAGAAGGUUUAUUUCAAAUAGCCUCACAAACUUGCAAUAUAUUAGUAAAGGUCAACAACACGAAUAAUAUUAAUUUGACGAGAAACAACAGAAGUGACGAGUACGGAUGCGCCGGACCUCCUAAAGGAAAAAGUUCAAUGCAGAUCUGCGUACCCAAGUUUAGAAAAAAUUCUAUCACGGCGGGCUGCAAUCCUGGACUAUCAACUGUGCUAGAAUCAGGGAGUGUGGGGAACGCGUCGUCAUCUGAUGAGGAGUUGGAGCAGUGGGAGCAGAUAUUCAUGAUGAGAGAUGAAAAUGGAAAUAGUUACAAUGAUAAAAGAAAGAAGCGAAGUAUAUGGUGCAGACCUUCAUGCAUCCCAGUGUCAAUAGUGAUAGUUUUAAUAGUGCUAGUUGUACUGGUCCCACUGCUCGAUCAGCCAAACAUCGCACAUGUGCUACCGACCAUUGCUCAUGUUGAUUUGCAUUGCUCAGACGAAUGUAGGUUAUCUUUAGUGGAGAGUAUACCGGAAGGUCACAUGUAUCCUCCAAAUGCAACUCAUAUGCCAACUAAAAAUGCUUGGUUAGAUUUGAUAGAUGAAGCUCAAACGUCAAUAGAAAUUGCCUCUUUGUAUUGGACUCUUAGAUUUAAUGAAGAGUAUCCUUAUAAUUCUUCUAUAGAGGGUGAACAAGUUUUCCAAGCAUUACUUGCAGCUGGUACAAAGAGGAAUAUAGAUUUAAAAAUUGCUCAAAACUGGCCCACAAAGGCAAAUCCUAAUAUAGAUACUGAAUAUUUAGUUAAGAAAAAGGCAGCACAGGUGAGAAGCCUGAACUUCUCUAAGCUGCUGGGCGGUGGAGUGCUGCACACGAAGUUUUGGAUCGUGGAUCGUCAGCACUUUUACAUCGGCAGCGCCAACAUGGACUGGAGGUCGCUGACACAGGUGAAGGAGCUAGGCGUUUUAGCAUACAACUGCUCCUGUCUAGCGACCGACUUGGCGAAGAUAUUCGAUGUAUAUUGGAGUCUGGGUGCAGCGGACGCAGUUGUGCCGGACAGCUGGCCGUCCGAGCUCAGCACGGACAUCAACAUGCAGCAUCCAAUCAACAUAUCUGAUGGAAACAGUACUUUUGGAGCUUACAUAACUAGUUCACCGCCGCCCUUAAGCCCUAAUGGACGAACUAAUGACGACGAUGCGAUCGUUAACAUAAUCCACUCGGCCGAGGAGUUCAUCUACAUCGCUGUUAUGGACUACGGACCGGCACUAGAGUUUGCGCCCAAACUCAAAUUUUGGCCGAAGAUUGACGACGCGAUUCGUCGCGCGGCGCUGGAGGCGCGCGUGCGCGUGCGCAUGUUGAUCAGCUGGUGGAAGCACUCGCAGCCCUCGGAGGAGCACUACCUCGCCUCGCUGGCGGCGCUCGCCAACGCCUACCCGCGCGUCGACAUACAGGUGCGGCGCUUCAUCGUGCCGUCGACGCCGGCGCAGGACAAGAUCCCGUUCGCUCGCGUCAACCACAACAAGUACAUGGUGACGGAGCGCACGGCGUACGUGGGCACGUCCAACUGGUACGGCGACUACUUCGUGGACACGGCGGGCGCGGCGCUGGUGUCGGAGCGCGGCGCGCUGCGCGGCCGCCUGCGCGCCGUGUUCGAGCGCGACUGGGCCUCGCCCUACGCCGUGCCGCUGCGCGCCUUAUAACGCCGCGCUGCUCUCUUCGACCCGAUACGUGCAGCCAAAAUUACUAUCCGUAACCUUAGGGGAGAUGCCCCACAGGAAUCGCUGAGCUUUUUGAUCAGUGAAAAUUUCGAACAGUUCUAUACGUUGUGAAAUAAUUUGAAUUCUAAAUUGCAUUUAUCAACAUAAUUGUGUAGAUUGUACGGUUAUUAUAUUGAUGCAUUUUUUGCCUUGAUUUAGAUUUAAUCGAUCGUUUUUGGUAACCUAAUCGACAUAGGUGUAUUAACAAAUAUUUACAGCUGUAUUCGAUAUAAUCGAAGAAUGAAAUAUUAUAAGAUCUAAAAUCGUCAGGUGUGACUUCGUUACAGUGUGAAUAAACCUUCAAAUAUUCCAUACUUCGUGAGUCGGUAGGUAGUUAAUAUAGACUUAAGUUUUAUCAAAACGCAUUUUCCAUUUUUACAUAAUAAAAAAAAGAUCUUUGAUGUUAUCGUUACAAUCGUGCCAAAGAUUUUUAUUCUAUGAAUAAAUCUUACAAUCUGCCGAUUUUGUGUUCCGUAAUAAUUCGACACUUAGAAGUAAUAGUAAAUGACGUCAUAUAAAUUAUAUGACGCAAAACACUAAGUUACAAUAUUAUAACUAACAGUUCACAAUUAUAAUAACGCUAGAUGCACAUACAGGAAGAGUAACAUAUUUCUUAAUAAAUAAAUAUAUUUAUUUUAUACUAUUUUAAUAAUAAUGUUAAGAAAUCGUAAAAGCAAACGGGCCACUUGUAAAGUGGUCACCUUCGCUCAUAGACGCUGACGAAGCAAUAAGUAUUAACUAAAAGUUUUACUUAGUAGUACUUACUAGUAUUUCUUGCUGGAAAAACGCAUUAUGCGUUUCCCUCACGUGAAGUGGGGGGUAUUAUCGACUCGUCGGUGCCCAGGACGCCUAGUACACCGGAAUACCUACAAAAAAACUAGCGGUACCCUCUCUGUUUCUUCGGCUAACCGCGCUCGGGAGUAGAAUUACUUGAGGUCAAUAAAUAAACAAUUCUCUAUGGGCGUUGCGUUUGUUUAAAAUAAGUAAAAGUACACAUAAGGCUUUUUGCUAUAUGGACGAUGAAAAGUUUUUAACUGAGGGCUGUUUUAAUUGCCUAAAUAAUACAUAGUGUGUAAAAUAUCUCUCACGAUUAAUAAUACUUGUACUUACGUUACAUUAAAUUUAAGUUUGAACAUCUCGCGUCUUUCUAUUGUUUGUUGCCAAUUAUUAAUAGUAAGUAUUGUCCUGUAAAUAAUGUCAAUGAAUUAUUUUCAUUAAUAUUUCUUAAUAAUAGAAUAUUAGUUGUGGAACUCAAAACCUAUCGUUAGUGUAUGUUGUCUUUAAAUAUUUGAAUUGGCUUGUACUUAACCGUGAAACGAAACGCAUUGCGUGCGUGCCUUCUCAAAACGUGUGAUCAGAUCGUUGUUCGUGGUUUGGUGUAGAUUUUUAUAUAAUCUAGAGGUAUAUAUAUAUAUAGUAUAAAUCUAAGUAGAUAUAUUUAUUAUCGCCUCCCUUGCGUCGUACACACAUUCAGACAGAACAUUAAUAUUGCUAUAUUGCUUACAAGCAUAUAUUAUAUUGUUGCUGUCUUUAGUAAAAGACCCGUAGGCAAUACUCAUGUAAUAUAAAACCUUCAUGAUGUUAAACUUUGUUAUGUUAAGGAUGAUAAAACAGUUUUUUUUUUGUAUUGAAAAUAUUUUUAUAUUAAAAGUAUUACGUUGGAUGUUAUUGAAUAAUAUUGUAUUUCAUUAGUUUACUAUCAUUUAUACUUAGAAUUAUAUAUGACAAAUAAUUCUCAAUAGUAAUUGUUAUUGAUGAAUGUAAAAUUGUUAACAUUUCUUAAAAUAGCGAUAUUGAUUAAGCUGUUAUUCUUAGAACAUAUCAUGUAUACGUUUAUAUAAAGUAUGUACUAUAAUUUGAAAUUAAAUGAUUUUUAUAAAACUGACAAACUACAAUAUAAAACUGGCAAAGGAUAGCUCAAUUACAACUGAUGACAAUAUAACCUUCGGUCAGGAGUUAGUCAAGAGGCUGAGCAGUACGGUUUGGUAGCGCGUACUGUUAUUAAACCGACGGCUAUCUCCAAUUGGUUACUAAUAAUAAUUAAAAAAAAAAGAUUUUUGACGAUAACAACACCCGGUCUAAAAAAAUAAAUUAUAAAACAUGAUAGAACUGGUUGUUUUACUAACGGUACAAAGAUUUAUUUGUAAUAACUGAAAAUUCUUUUUGUUGUGUUUUUCUGUUCGACAUUUAUACAUCAUGAUUAUAUGCAUCAUCCUUAAAUCUUUUGAAGCGACACAGACAAUGUAAAAGUUAUCUAUUAAGUGUAAGGUUAACUGCUAUAAUAUAAAAAUAUUUAACAAUUCUAUAUUUAACAAAUUACGCAUUACUAUAUAUAAGGCGUUAAUCGAUGACUGAUAUUUUCACUCGUACUAUGUUUGCACGUAUUUCUGGUCGAUAUAUAAACCUGUACGUAAUAUUAGAGGUAUUGGUAGUCGUUGCAAAAAAAAAAACAUCUCAUAGAGUAAAACGAAAAGAUUUUCUUGUGCAACUUUAUAUUAGUCAAAUAUUAAUAUAUUGUUAAGAUUCUAUUUUUGUAGAAAAAAUGUUUCUAUGAAAUUAUAACCUGAAAUCGAAUGUCUCUGACCAGUUGCUACAAACAUAUGUACAAAUUAUAUCUUUUGCCUUAAAAUUAUCCACACUAGAUAUAGUCAAUUUGAUGUGUGAAUCGUUUUUUUUUUGUGUUCGAAAGGCGUUUAAUUGAGUUUUUGAUAUCUGUUUCUAGAAUAAGGUUUCGAAAGCAAUAGCAAUUUUGUAUUCAGAGACAAUAUGCGUGAUACUUGUUCUAAAGUUGUAAAUAAAUUACUUCU
This is a messenger RNA of Vanessa atalanta (red admiral), 4610 nucleotides long. Its product is annotated as 5'-3' exonuclease PLD3-like. The record is from RefSeq and is a predicted model, not a curated record. Gene Ontology annotation, molecular function: catalytic activity. Bases 16 to 1746 code for a protein of 576 amino acids. The transcript has 11 exons. Lineage: Eukaryota; Metazoa; Arthropoda; Insecta; Lepidoptera; Nymphalidae.